Molecule: messenger RNA, 1836 nt
Organism: Aspergillus clavatus NRRL 1
Lineage: Eukaryota; Fungi; Ascomycota; Eurotiomycetes; Eurotiales; Aspergillaceae
Product: F-box/WD repeat-containing protein
Exons: 2
Coding region: 1-1836 (611 amino acids)
Molecular function (GO): protein binding
Source: RefSeq, a predicted model, not a curated record
AUGGAAAAGUCAGUUCAGAUACCGAAGAUGCUGCUUUCGGAUCUACCUUCCGAUAUCAUAUAUGUGAUCGCAAAGUAUCUUCCGUCUCUCAAGUCUUUAGUUGCACUAGCACAAACCUGUCACCGUCUGCAUGCUAUCAUUGCCGCUGAAAACUGGCGAAUAUUGCAUGCCCAUCUGAAGACCCGAUUCCCCUUUGUUGACACGCCACCUUUCUGGAAAGACACGACUCAAGCGCUUACUGCACGCGCCCGAGCUCUGGAAAGGCAUGGGCUGCUUUGUCGCCAUGUCUUCCCGCGGCGUGAUGCUAUCAAGAUUGGGCUCCAUGCAGGCACCCGGCAGGAUAAUCCCACGCACGGGUAUCGCCCUGCGAUUGAUUCAUACGAAGUCUGGAAUGGUAGUUCAUGGUCAGACCGAAAGGAAGUGCUCGUCUGGGGUGCGGCUGAUGAGCUACUCUUGCGUAUACGGCAGUCUGGUUCACACCCGGGAGAGAAGUGGGUUGUGUUCAAUGAUGUGAAGAAGAUUAGCAGCUAUCAUGACAUCUGUGGUGUACAUCUUCUCAAGCCAGAGAUUCAUAGCCAACAGUCCAGCGAGGAUGAACACAUGAUCUUCGGCCGUUUGAAUGGUGAUCUGUUCCAUCUCGCCAUUUCUCCAGACAAAGCGAGCCGCAAAUACCACCAGCAAUUUUUAACCGAGGGCCAUGGUCUCGAGCGCACGGAACUGAGUGAAGGUACAGAACCCAUUCUGGCCGCACAUCUAAAUAACGGCUCCAUUGCAUUAUACCAGACGACGAAAGAGGAAGCAGAAGUACAGCCGUUCGCAUAUUGUGAGAUUGCUGGAGAUGGUACAGCCCGGAACAAAUGUUCCAAAUUCCUGUCUUCUGACUGUAUCGCAUUCGGGACAGGGAGCCUUGAAAGCUCCUUGACUGUUGCCACUAUAUCAACUGAACGAGUAUCCCUGGAACGCGAGAUUGAAGUGACAUCUCUUGAUCUCGAGGAAAGGAUUGGGCUGUCUCAGAAGGCCAAUGUUAGCGCGAUCGCACCCUUGAAUGCCCACUUCACUAUGGAAUCACCGGGCCAAGUGUUUCUGGCGGCUUGGGGUGAUCGCUGCGUUAGGCUGCAUGAUCGACGCUCGCAUCAGCCAUUCGAGUUCACAUACCAAGACACAGUCGACACAAACCCUAUCUACUGUGUCCAUCCGUUUGGCCAGGACCGAUUCAUAGCCGGAGCAGGGGGCGACGCGGUCGUCAAAAUCUACGAUCUUCGCAUGGAGAGUGCUUUCAGCUACCUCAACGCAAAGCUUCCCUAUCCCUCAAAUCACAACUCACAUCACUCCACGAACGGACCUAUCCCCCACACUAACGGCUUCAGAAACACCGUCACAUAUCCAUGCAAGGACUUCACAAUCUUCCUAUCUCCCACCCCCACUGGCCGCGGGAACUCGACCGCGGCGCGAUCGCGCGUGCGCCAGUACCGCGGACCAGUUUAUACCAUGUCCUCCCCCUCCCCAAUCUCCUCAACCGUCUACACGGGCAUCGUCGACGGUGUGAUGCGGCUCGAUUUCGCGUCCUCCGAUGACCUGACUGGUUCUUGUCAAGACUGGUAUCGGGACUAUCUUGGCUUAGGUGCUGACUUGGUUCGUCCUGCAUCGCAGGCUGAUCGCGUUCUGGAGUUGUCGGGCUAUGAGCGUUUGGAUUCCACUAGUGCGUCCAGAUUGAGGUCUCAGAUGCCGUUUGGUCGGAUAGGACCCGACGAUAUCGAGAACGAGAAACAGACUGGUUGGGAUAGACGAUGGCAGCGAUUAGGGCCGUCGGCUCCUUGGAGACGCACAGAUGGUUAG